AUGAAUCUGGCAAAUUAUUCAUACUUCUCUGGCAUGUGCAACAUGACCGCCGAGACGCCGCACUCGCCCGACGAGCCCAGUCCCGUGGUCGUGAUUUCUCCAAACGUCAGCUUGGACUCUCCGCUGCCUCCUCCGCCUGUGAUGCUGCAGGCCCGCUCCAAAGACGGCGUUCUGAUUAAGUCCGAACCCCGGGGGAGCAGUCCGAGCGCGGAGGACGCGGCGUCUCUGGUCCACGCGGAGGAGCACCUGCCCACGGGGAGCCGCCGGAGGAAGAGGCCCGUCCAGAGGGGGAAACCUCCCUACAGCUACAUCGCUCUCAUCGCCAUGGCCAUCGCCAACUCCCCCGACAGGAAGCUCACGCUGGGAGGCAUUUAUAAAUUCAUCAUGGAGCGCUUUCCGUUCUACAUGGAGAACUCCAAAAAGUGGCAGAACUCCAUCCGUCACAACCUGACGCUCAACGACUGCUUCGUCAAGAUCCCGCGGGAACCCGGCAGGCCUGGGAAGGGGAACUACUGGACCCUCGACCCCGCCGCCGAGGACAUGUUCGACAACGGGAGCUUUCUGAGGAGGCGAAAACGCUUCAAGCGCACGGAUGUGAGCACCUAUCCGGGAUACAUGCAGGGCUCAAGCGCGUUCACACCGACCCCGAUGGGAAGGCCUUCGUACCCCAACAGCUUUUACGCAGGGAUCAGUUCUGGUUACGGCCCCCAGCUGACAGCCACGUCCCCGCACCCGACCGUACUGCAUCACUACCAGACCUCGGCGCAGGCACAGCCGCGCACUUUCAGCAUCGACAACCUGAUCAGCCAGCAGGCGGAGGCGCAAAGCAGCCCGGGACCAGAGCUCAACUCCCAGGCGCUGGGACUGGGAGGAGGUGACCUCGGCUCCAUGGCUUUCAGCUGCUCCGUCACAGGUACCGACCCAUCGGCGUGCUUUCAGGCCCAGACUGUCAACCCCUCAGCAAACAUGCUGAGCAGAAACACCGGGAACCUCCCCGCCGGAUACUGCCACUCAUCCCCUGCCUCACCUCCGAACCUGCCCGCCAUGAUCCAGUCAGGGUUCUCACCAGGGGGCUCGCAAGUUUACUGCGGUGGUAACCGGAUCUCCCUCCCGGCUUUGCGCACGGGUGCCGAGCACGCGGAUCCGCUGCUGGGUUUCUCCAGCACCAUGAACUCCUACAACGACUCCUACAUGAGACAAGCCAACUUUGCGCCUGGUUUAGAGCGAUAUAUGUGA
Molecule: messenger RNA, 1236 nt
Organism: Thalassophryne amazonica
Lineage: Eukaryota; Metazoa; Chordata; Actinopteri; Batrachoidiformes; Batrachoididae
Gene: foxe3
Product: forkhead box E3
Exons: 1
Coding region: 1-1236 (411 amino acids)
Biological process (GO): anatomical structure morphogenesis; regulation of transcription by RNA polymerase II; cell differentiation
Molecular function (GO): RNA polymerase II cis-regulatory region sequence-specific DNA binding; DNA-binding transcription factor activity, RNA polymerase II-specific
Source: RefSeq, a predicted model, not a curated record